Salvelinus fontinalis (brook trout) is the source of this 1428-nucleotide messenger RNA. RefSeq lists its product as uncharacterized. The record is from RefSeq and is a predicted model, not a curated record. Lineage: Eukaryota; Metazoa; Chordata; Actinopteri; Salmoniformes; Salmonidae. The coding region runs from base 101 to 1192 and encodes 363 amino acids. Gene Ontology annotation, biological process: adaptive immune response. Gene Ontology annotation, molecular function: signaling receptor activity. Gene Ontology annotation, cellular component: membrane. The transcript is spliced from 8 exons.
ACCAUGGAGCCUAAAACACAGAUUUCUUGCGAAACAGGGGGCUGUUCGGUGGAAACUGGACACAUUUUUAUCCCACUCAUUUGGUGUUUGGCUGCUGCUCAUGACAUGUACUCUGGUGUUCUGUGAUAUGGAAUUCCUGGAGAGAACGCAGGGUGACUCUAUAGAGUUCUACUGUAUCGCUGAGUUCAAUGCCUCCAAGCCCAUUGGGUUCUACCUGAAACGCAAGUGGCUGCAGCCCAACAGAGAGGUCCUGUUCAUGUUUACUGAACAAAACCCUGUGUUUCACCCUGACGUCAAAGAGCGUAUCCAUGCCACGGGAGACCCGAGUACUCACCGGAUCAAAGUGACCCUCAGCCAGCUGAAGGGAACAGACACAGACCUCUACUACUGUGAGUUUGUCUUCCCCGAUGCCUCUAGCUUAGAUCAAAAGAUUCCAAGCAAGAUGGAGUUCUUUCUGUACGUCGUCGAUGCUGAAGAUGUCCCAGACAGCAAGAUGGAUGUAGGCCUAAUAGAGACGUGCGCCGGGGGGUCAGCUGUCCUCCCCUGCCUCGCCCCCUACGGUUCUCCCUCGGCCAUGGAAGGGGUAUGCCUGAAGAGGCGGUGGGGCCGGGCUCCAGUGGAGGUGCUGUUCCACUCAAAGCGCCCCUUUUCCUCCGCAUCGUUCCCCCCAGAAGAGAGGCUUCACCUGGGCACGGGGCUGGGCGGCCUGGCCUACAACCUCACCCUGCUAAAGAUGCAGCCGGAAGAGAGCGCCUUUUACAGCUGUGAGCUGCUGCUCCCCGGCAGGCCCGACAACAGUGCCAGGCUAGGGAGACACGUGUACUUUGUGUCUGUGCAAGAUGUUACUUGUAGCUGUGCUGGUUAUGCUCCACUGCUCUAUGCCCUUUCUGCUGCUGUGGGGCUGCUACUCAUCUUCCUUAUGGCCCUGGGAGUGGCUCAUUAUGGUAAGACCCGAGGCGACCGUGUCAAACCGCAGCCCCACCAGGUCUCCAUCUACGAGGAGAUGGUCGGGGUGCGGCCCCCCAACCGGAAUGGAAAAGUGUCCCCCUCUUACCACCCGAGGCCCCCCUUUCAUCUGGAGGAAAAGGAUGCUUCCGCCUAUGACACCCCUCCUCUGAGGUCUCGACAGGAAAACCACUAUGAGAGGCCUGAAGGGGUACCGCUAGUAUCUGAAACUGUUGGGGAGAUGUGAGGAACAAGGUCGGCCCAAUCUCGCCAACACUGUGUUUAACUAUUCAUUCAUAAACUGGAGUCUGAACUAUAACUACAACUUAUUCACAUAACUUUCAAUUUGGACAACCAACAUCCACCUUAGCCCACCUAACUUAGUUUGUUGUACUGUAAAUGCUGGCAGCUGAAUGUUGUAGCUUUGCUUUUUUUAAAGGAAUGGUAUUCCAUUUUAUUUUUUUUAUAAACAAGAAAGUGUAA